This is a messenger RNA of Nymphalis io (European peacock), 1509 nucleotides long. Its product is annotated as cysteine-rich with EGF-like domain protein 2. Gene Ontology annotation, molecular function: calcium ion binding. The record is from RefSeq and is a predicted model, not a curated record. The transcript has a single exon. NCBI's taxonomy places the organism in Eukaryota, Metazoa, Arthropoda, Insecta, Lepidoptera, Nymphalidae. Bases 216 to 1322 code for a protein of 368 amino acids.
GCUCCAGCUAGGAUCUAGUCACAGUGACUGGAUGGAUCACUGGAACUGUUCAACUACAACUCUAUCAAGCUAAAAGUUGUAGUUGCAAAAAUCUCCAAUAAUCAUUACCAAUCACUGAUCAGUAUUUCUUAAGAAAGUAAUUUCGGAUUAUUUAUUUAUUGUUAUAAUUUUUAACUUAACAAUCAUAACUAUUGUUGUCUUAAUUCUUGACAAAAAUGUUCUAUUCAGUGGCCUACUUUACACUUUUAAAAUUCUUUUUAAUAAGCAUGCCUACUAUUAGUUAUGGUAUAACACGUACAAAUUUAGAUACUAAGGAACAAUUACACACAAAAAAAAUAAAUGAAUGUCAGCGUUGUAAAGUAGUAACCGAUUCCUUUAGUAAUUGGCUCGAAGAAACUUCUCGAGGUAAACACGAAGGCGGCGACGCCGCUUGGGAGGAAGCUAAAUUAAAGUCUUAUGCCCGAAGCGAGAUGCGAUUAGUAGAAAUUCAAGAAAGCUUAUGUUCUGAAUUAAAAACUCAUCAAGACGAUUGUUAUGCUUUGUCAGAGGAAGCAGAAUCACUUCUGGAAAAAUGGUGGUUUCAUGAAUAUCAAAACGAUUUAGAUUUAUAUACUUGGCUUUGUAUAGAAAAUUUAAAAUAUUGUUGUCCUGCGAAUCAUUACGGCGAAUCUUGUACUCUUUGUCCGAAUAUUAGAAAUAACAAAAUAUGUGGGGGAAAUGGAAAAUGUGACGGUGAUGGAACACGGAAGGGUGACGGUCGAUGCAUUUGUAAAAGAGGAUUUACAGGCACAGAUUGUGAUGAGUGUUCCCAUAAUUUUUAUAAUGCAAGUAAAGAAUCUUGUAAACCUUGUCAUAAAGCAUGUGAUGGAUGCCACGGUGAUGGCAUAGAAGCUUGUGUCAAAUGUGCUGAUGGUUGGACUUUGAAGUUUGGUAAAUGUAUUGAUAAUAAUGAAUGCUUGGAUUUGUCUAUUUGUAAAAGUAAUGAGUAUUGCAUAAACAAAGAAGGAACAUUUGUUUGUAAAUUGUGUGAUAAGACAUGCAAAACUUGUGAAGGUGCUGGUCCAUCCAGCUGUACAACUUGCUCUCCUAAUCAUGUUUUGUGGAUUGGUAAAUGUAUCGAUGUUAAAUUUCAAAGGGAUCUUUUAAUAAAUUGCUCAAUAAGGAUAGCCUUCUAUUUAUGCUUGGUUAUCUUAGUAAUGUUUUUAUUUAGAAAAUCAAAAUCAUUAGCAUCCCUCACAGUUUUGAUUAUUUCUAUUUUGAUAUAUUAUUCUGAAACAACUUCUGCAGUAAGCUUGAUUAAAAUAAUACCAAAUAUUAAUUAAUAAAAGUAAUUAAUGACACAUUUUUAAAGGUGUAUUAAAAAUACAUUUUAUUGUGAAAGGUACAUAACUACAUUUUAGUAUCAAUUAUAUACAAAAAUUAAAUACAAUUAACAAAAGAAUCAUUUCUUAUUAACAGCAUAUACUUGCCAAAAAAUUAUAAGAAAUGCAGUACAAAACAAAUAUAGUU